Molecule: messenger RNA, 832 nt
Organism: Didymodactylos carnosus
Lineage: Eukaryota; Metazoa; Rotifera; Eurotatoria; Philodinida; Philodinidae
Source: the annotation of a GenBank genome assembly
AUGAAACCGGGUGGACUAGACACAGAUAUUGAACAACAAAAAUUAACAGCAUCAUUAAAAACAAUGUCGCCACCACCCACUUCAGAUCAGCAAACGUUACUACCAUCGAUUCAAUUAAAUGGACAUUGUAACGGACAUACGACCAAUUAUGACGAAGAAACGACAACCAUGUCGAAAUUAACAUCAGACGAUAGUUCUAGAGUCGAUAAUAAAGAUCGAGAAAAUUCAGAUUAUGACGAUAAUAAUAAUAAUACGAGUACGCUGUCGAUCGAUCAUUCAGAGACAACGACUACGUCUCAGUCGUCAUCGUCUUCUAUUACGACAGUCACACCAUCAACGAUAAAUGGAACAACUGAUAAUUUAGCUGUAGUACAAGAAAUAUCAUUCAAUAUUAGAAUACAAGCGCCACAACUAGAUGUAUUUGAUUUGCCGGUGACCUCAAGUGAACUUGUGCAAGAAAUUCAUCAGGUAUUAAUGGAUAAGGAAGAAACAUGUCAUCGAACAUGUUUUUCUCUACAAUUAGACAAUGUUGUAUUAGAUAAUUUUACGGAAUUAAAAAAUAUUGAUAAUUUAAAGGAAGGAAGUUUAUUGAAAGUAGUUGAAGGUAAGUUAAUUUUUAGUUAUUCAACGGUGGUUGGACGCAAAAUUUAGCAUUUUUUCAUUUAUAUACAAAAUAAAUAUCACGCGAAAACAUUUGUUUAUAGUAUCCAAAAACUACUAUCGGUUAUUACACUCAAAGUUAUUAUUCUUUUCUGAAAACGAGACGGCUCGGCAGAAUGCUUAUCACAUUUGAACGAAGACAUGCGGUUUUCACUGCUGGAUAGAGAACGUC